Molecule: messenger RNA, 1326 nt
Organism: Populus trichocarpa (black cottonwood)
Lineage: Eukaryota; Viridiplantae; Streptophyta; Magnoliopsida; Malpighiales; Salicaceae
Product: histone H3-like centromeric protein CENH3
Exons: 7
Coding region: 544-1002 (152 amino acids)
Cellular component (GO): nucleosome
Molecular function (GO): DNA binding; protein heterodimerization activity; structural constituent of chromatin
Source: RefSeq, a predicted model, not a curated record
AAAAGAAAAAAUAAUUGAAGUGUGGUGGAGAUGACGAUUACUGAACUACUGAAAUUACUCGAUGUAAUCUUAGGUUCUUUUAUUGGGGAAUUAAUAUUAAUCUUAUCGAAAUUUGUUUCUGCUUUUGAAUAAAUACAAUCAUUAUUACAUUUACGGGAUUCACUAGCGUCACUUGAUGUAAGAUUAGUAUUAAUCAAUUACUUUUCUACUGAUUGUUAGCAGCUUGCUUUUGUUUUGGCUUUUGUGCUUGGGCUGUAACGGUACAUUUUCAGUGACUGUUACGCAGCGAUUUUUUUUUUUUUUAAAUAACAAGGGUAUGUUCAAAGAAACGAAGUCGUUUCAGACUCAUAAACCCAUUCAACCCAAACCGAACACACCCCUACACACACUCCCUUACCUGGCCAGCCAGACAGACACACAGGAGACCGGCUGCGUUUCAAAAAUUCCAAGAGAGCGGCAAAAAACUAGAAAGAAUAACAAUCCUUACUUUUUGGCUAAAUUUUUAUUUAUUUAUUUAUUUUUAAAUACAGACACGCUUCAUCGAUGGCCAGAACGAAACAUCCAGUUGCUCGAAAACGAGCCAGAAGCCCGAAGAGAUCCGAUGCCUCACCAUCUACACCUAGAACGCCAACAUCGUCGAGAACAAGACCGCAAGCAAAUGGCCAACAAGGUUCAUCCACACAAAGGCAGAGGAAAAAGCAUCGCUUCCGUUCAGGAACAGUAGCUCUUCGUGAAAUUCGGCAAUAUCAGAAAACUUGGAGGCCACUCAUACCAGCUGCUAGCUUUAUUCGAUGUGUAAGAAUGAUUACUCAGGAGUUUUCCCGAGAAGUGAACCGUUGGACUGCUGAAGCUUUAGUUGCAAUUCAGGAGGCAGCAGAGGAUUUUUUGGUUCAUUUGUUUGAAGAUGGAAUGCUCUGUGCAAUUCAUGCAAAACGGGUUACAUUAAUGAAAAAGGAUUUUGAGUUGGCCCGUCGGCUUGGAGGGAAGGGACGACCUUGGUGAGAGUGUUACAGUACAAGAGCAUCACUGAUUGUCACCACCUUGACGUGUAAUUACGCUGCUAUUCUUUGACAGCCUCUGCUUUCUUGUCGUGUAGUAGGUGUUAUGAUGUAUUAUUAGGAAGUAGGAAUCAGUCUCCACCCUCAUCACAUCUUUGGCAACCUCAUCACACCUUUUGCGAUGUGGCACCUUCCAUAAAUUUAACUUCCACAGUAAAUGUGGUGCAUGAUACUUUAGACUACAGAGAAGGCAGAUCCCAUUGUCAAUGGUUCCUUAGAAUCCACAAAUCAUAUGAGGAUUAUAAAUAGCCAUUUAUCCUGUUGUUUC